Gekko japonicus is the source of this 1815-nucleotide messenger RNA. RefSeq names its product ATPase, class I, type 8B, member 4 (gene ATP8B4). Gene Ontology annotation, biological process: phospholipid translocation; Golgi organization. The record is from RefSeq and is a predicted model, not a curated record. Gene Ontology annotation, cellular component: plasma membrane. Lineage: Eukaryota; Metazoa; Chordata; Lepidosauria; Squamata; Gekkonidae. Gene Ontology annotation, molecular function: ATPase-coupled intramembrane lipid carrier activity.
AUGGCACGCAGGGGAGACGUUGAUGGCUUUUUAUCCUCUGGGGAAAUUGAUGGGGAAGAAAGCCGAAAAGGUUGCGCAGGGCGAAAAAGAGGCCCGGACGGAAACGAUCAACGAGCAGAUGCGCAUAGCGCGGCCAAACGCACCAAAAGCUCCCACACGCUCCAGGAGUCUCCAAAUAUGGCGGCGGCCAUUUUGUCGGCAAAUACUGAGCGACGGAGCCCGGUGCAGGGCAGGGAGCGACCCGAGACUGUAUGUCUGAGCGGGUCCGACCUAGCAGCGAGUACUCUGAUAGAGGCUGCCCAGGAACAUGACGGAGAAGCGGAUGGCUCUUCUCACAGAGCAACCAGGAAAUGCCUGACAAGACACAGGGCCAAACUAAACAAUAUGCCUGACAUGCGUCAAGUCACAGAUGCUCAAUCAUCAGAAUCAUGCAAUUCGGCUAACAAUUGCAUCCAGACAUCCAAGUAUAAAACUUUUCUGCCUAUAAACUUGUUAGAGCAGUUCCAGCGGGUUGCAAAUACCUACUUCCCCCCCCUCCUGAUUUUACAGCUGAUCCCUGACAUAUCCUCCUUAUCUUGGUCUACCACCUUUGUUCCUUUAGUGCUGGUUCUGAGCAUUACAGCUGUCAAGGAUGCCACAGAUGACUAUUUUCAUCACAAGAGCAACAGCCAGGUGAACAACAGGCAGGCCAAAGUGCUCAUCGAUGGCAAGUUGCAGAAUGAAAAAUGGAAAAGAGCUGGAGACAUCAUUAAAUUGGAAAACCAUCACUUUGUGGUUGCUGACUUCUUACUUCUUUCGAGCAGUGAAUCGCAUGGCCUCUGUUACACUGAAUCUGCAGAGCUUGAUGGGAAACUUCAAUUCAGAUACCUUCAGGGGCUCUUGCUUGUUCAUGGCAGGUAGUCCUAUUUUCAAAUGUGCAAGUUCUUGUGUUAUUCUUUCUAGAAAAAUUUCGCCUUCACACUGGUGCACUUCUGGUUUGGUUUCUUCUGUGGCUUUUGAGCUCAGACUAUUUAUGACUAGUGGUUUAUCACCCUCUUCACCAUUGUGUAUACCUUUCUGCCUGUGCUAGUGAUGCGAUUGUCUGACCAGGACGUGAAUGAACAGGACUAUCUUGAUUUUUCCAUGCUGGAAACCUUUACCUUUACCUAUGAGCCCGGGCAACUAUACCUCUUGUUCAACAAACACAGAUUUUUCAUCUGCAUAGCACAUGGAAUUUACACCUCUGUUCUGUUCUUCAUCCCAUGCGGUGUAUUUUAUGAAGCUUCUGGAGAAAAUGGGAAACAUGUUGCUGACUACCAAUCUUUUGCUGUCGCUGUUGCAACCUCUUUGAUAACAGUAGUCUGUGUUCAGAUUGCCAUGGAUACCAGCUACUGGACAGGAAUUACUCAUUUCAUCUGGGGUAGUAUUGCUGUGUACUUUGCAGUCCUGUUUGCAAUGCAAAGCAAUGGAAUUUUUGAUCUGUGUCCAGGCCAUUUCCCUUUUGUAGGAAAUGCUUGGAACUCCCUGGGCCAAUUAAAUGUCUGGCUUGUCAUUUUCUUGACUACUGUGAUUUCAGUCAUUCCUGUGAUAACAUUUCGUUUUAUGGAGGUGGAUUUAAGUCCAAUGCUGAGUGAUCAGGUACGGCUGUUACAUCGAGCUAAAAAGAAACAGAAACCCUGACAAAAAUACAAGCUGCAGAUGCACAGAUCUAGCUCACGAAGGUCUGUGUAUGCUUUUGCUCAUCAAGAGGGCUAUGGGGAACUUGUAACAUCUGGGGGGAAAUGUGUGCAUCAAUCUACAUUCAGCAUCGGGAACGGGAAAAGCCAUGCAGAAUAG